Globicephala melas (long-finned pilot whale) is the source of this 6400-nucleotide messenger RNA. RefSeq names its product APAF1 interacting protein (gene APIP). Gene Ontology annotation, cellular component: cytoplasm. NCBI's taxonomy places the organism in Eukaryota, Metazoa, Chordata, Mammalia, Artiodactyla, Delphinidae. The record is from RefSeq and is a predicted model, not a curated record. Gene Ontology annotation, molecular function: metal ion binding; methylthioribulose 1-phosphate dehydratase activity.
GGCCGCCUGAUUGCAGUUCGGCCAUUGCCGCGUCAACCCAGGCGGAGCGCCAGAAGCAAAGCUGUGAGGUUGGAGGGCGCGGGUACCCCUCGUCCGGGCCAUGUCUAGCUGUCACGCUCCGGAGGGAGACUGUUGCUCACUGCAGUGUCGCGCGCAGGACAAGGAACAUCCAAAAUACCUGAUCCCAGAGCUCUGCAAACAGUUUUACCAUUUGGGCUGGGUCACUGGGACUGGAGGAGGAAUCAGCUUGAAGCACGGCAAUGAAAUCUACAUUGCUCCUUCAGGAGUGCAAAAGGAACGCAUUCAGCCUGAAGACAUGUUUGUUUGUGACAUCAAUGAAAAGGACAUAAGUGGACCUCCACCAUAUAAGAAUCUUAAAAAAAGCCAGUGUACUCCUCUUUUCAUGAAUGCUUACACAAUGAGAGGAGCAGGUGCUGUGAUUCAUACCCACUCUAAAGCUGCUGUCAUGGCCACCCUUCUUUUCCCAGGAAGGGAGUUUAAAAUUACACAUCAAGAGAUGAUCAAAGGAAUAAAGAAAUGUAUCUCAGGAGGGUAUUACAGAUAUGAUGAUAUGUUAGUAGUACCCAUUAUUGAGAAUACACCUGAGGAGAAAGACCUCGAAGAGCGAAUGGCCCGAGCAAUGAAUGAUUACCCAGACUCCUGUGCAGUACUAGUCAGACGGCAUGGAGUCUAUGUCUGGGGAGAGACGUGGGAGAAGGCUAAAAGCAUGUGUGAGUGUUAUGACUAUUUAUUUGAUGUUGCCGUAUCAAUGAAGAAGGUAGGACUGGAUCCUACACAGCUUCCCGUUGGAGAAAAUGGAAUUGUAUAAGCCAAGUGGAAGUUUAUUAUACGUAGAGACAAAGCUCAUCUUAAUUAUUACUUAAAUGACUCAGGUAUUUUUUUUAAUGAAUUGAAAAUUUCCAUGAAGCUAUUGAUUUGUCACUAAAUGCUGCAGAUCUUCUGACAACUGGAUGAUAUUUGCUUAUAUUCUUGUUUUUUUUGGUUUGUUUUUUUUUUUUUUUUUGCGGUACGUGGGCCUCUUACUGUUGUGGCCUCUCCCGUUGUGGAGCACAGGCUCCGGACACGCAGGCUCAGCGGCCAUGGCUCACAGGCCCAGCCGCUCUGCGGCAUGUGGGAUCUUCCCGGGCCGGGGCAUGAACCCGUGUCCCCUGCAUCGGCAGGUGGACUCCCAACCACUGCGCCACCAGGGAAGCCCUAUUCUUGUAUUUUAAAUGGCAAUACAAUGGAAUAAAAAUUUUAUAGUGAAUGUUUUUUGUGUUUAUUUCUAAACCCCUUAACAGCAAAAUAUUUUCCUUUAAUUUUUUUUUAUAUAUACUCCCAGAGAAUUCCUAUUACUCUUUAAAGUUGUUAGGAUAAUAGAAUUCAUUGGAAAAUGUCUACUUAAUUACAGAAUGAGCAUUUUCUUAUUUUAAUAUUGAUAUCAUAAAUUUAUAUGAAAAGUCAAGGACAUAUAUAUCCCUCAAUGUUGAUGUCAAAACAAUUUUAUAGAUUUCCCCUAUAUGCUGUAGUGCUUGCCUAUAUUGUAACCCAGGGCACUCAUCUUAUAUUGGGAUCUGUUGUAAAAUUCAAAUCAAGUGAUAUUAACUCAAACUCUCCUAGCCAAAUAAACUGUGACCAACCCAGAGAUGUAAUCAGAAAGUGUUUUUUUUUAAUGUAGCCAAAAGCAACACCAUCUUGAUCUUAAGGUUUUAUUUGGUUAAUGCUUUUAUUUAAUUGGGAGAGAAACUAAUACACCAUCUUCUAAAUUAUAACCUCAUACACCCCCCUCUCGGUUUAUUGUCUUGAACCAUUUGAGUUCAUUUACCCCAGUUCUUUCACUCCAGCAAGUCUUUAACCUCAUCCAGACUUCCAGUCCCUUGAUCUUACCAUUUGUCAUUGUCCAUGACUCCUUUCAUAUCCUUGCUUCCUUCCUUAUGAAGCAUAGAUGAUGGCCCAGCAUUUUCACCACUUUAUUGGAAACAUCCUAACCCCCUUGUAUCUUACCCCCCUGCAUCAUACUCACCUGGCAAAACCCACAGUCCUUGUGAGCCAGUUACUUGGCACCUGUACCAAAGCAGCCAGGCCUGAUGGGAAAAAGUACACAACUAUGUUGACUGAUCUCACUUCAGAUUUAUGACCACACCUCUCAGGUGGGCACUCCAUGCUGUCAAACAAACCUACUACACUUCCCUAGUUAGUUCGUUUUCCCUACCUGGUGACCAUUUCUCCUCACAGCUAUUUAUCUGACAUCAAAUACCCAAUCUUCCUCCCCCACAUCGCUUCUCAGAUGGUAACCUCCUCAUACUUUCAGAGAUAAGUAGAUUCAUUCCCAAGAACUAACAAAUCUUCCCAUUUCACGUUUCCAUCAACCUUCCUGCCUUCAGCUUUCUUUGCCUCUUUCCUUCUGCCGAAUUCUAAGUUCGUUCUUCCACUUAUGCCUUGGAUCCAAUGUCUGCUGACCUUCUCAAGGGCUUUGCUUUCUGCAAAGAUCCCCACAUUUAUCCCAUUUCUUUCUUGCAUUGUUAAUUUUUUACCCUCUUCCACUGGUAUAAAAACAUGCUGUAAUACUUUUCACGUUAAAAUACACACAGAAACCUUGCCUUCAACCACCCUUCAGCUAACUCCAGCGCCUUUAGAGCAACGCUUUUUGAAAUAGUGAUCUGCUUUUCUGUCAACUUCUGUUCUCUCCCUUGCUCCUUGACCCGCUCCGAUCCAGCGGCAUCACAGCCACUGAAACUGCUUUACCACGAAUAAGAAAUCCCCCGUAUCCUUAUCCUUUUGAAUGCUUCCUUUGCUUCCUUUGCUCUGAGUGAAUCCUGUCUCUCCCCUGGGGAUACAGUUUCCCCUGAAGCUGUCAGUGGUGGUUGUUUUCACUUCCUCUCUUACCCCUGGCAGUGAGGUGAGUGAAUUCCUUGGACUCUAAAUGUCUUUCCCCUCCUCCUUGUUCCAUUGUACUCAGCAAACCGCCAGUCACAGAUGAUUCCAGCUCUCUUCUGACUCCAAACCCAUACCUGUGCACCUUAAUAUGGAUGAAGGGAAACAACCACGUCAAGGUCAAGUGGGCCUUUAAUGCUGCUGGUGAAUUUUACUUUGUUACCCCGGUUUCUUCAUUCCCCUCCUCCCCUCGACAACUGUGUCUCUCUUCAAACUUCAGACACCUCCCUGCAUACUCCCGCUUGGCUGAUGACCUUGACUGCUAUGUCACUGAAAAAAAUAGAAACCACCAAGAAAGAACUUGCCUCCUCUUCUGCCCGCAUAUACUCUCGUGAAGAACUGUCCAUGACUUCCACUGAGGCCAGCCUCUCCCCUUAAGCAGUAGAUCUCCCAAUUCCAAAAACAAUUCCCAGUUUCCUGGCGUCUUCCCCACCUUAACUCCAUCCUUCCAGCCACCCAGGCAGAUAAUCUUAGCAUCCUGCUUGGCGGUUUCUUUCACAGGCUACAUCCAGCUAAUCAGCAAAUCCCAUCAGCUUUAACAUUGAGACUAGUCUCUAAGCCAGUGGUCCCCAACAGUUUUGGCACCAGGACCGGUUUUGUGGAAGACAAUUUUUCCACGGACGGGGGCGGCAGGAGGUCGGGGUGUGGGAGAUGGUUCAGGCUGCUGUAAUGCGAGCGAUGGGGCGUGGCAGAUGACGCUUCCAUCACUUGUCCACCGCUCACCGCCUGCUGCGUGGCCCAGUUGCUAACAGGCUGCGGACUGGAACCUGGGUUGGGGACCCCUGCUCUAAACUUCUCAUUGCAUUCACUUACCACCUGGCCCAAGGCCCACCAUUUCUCACCUAAAUUAUAGCAGUUGCCUCUAAACUAAUUUCCCUGCUUCAGCCUUUGCUCCCCACUCUCAUCCCUGGUCCCAACAGUGUCUGCUCAACACAGUAGCCUGCAUGGCACUCCUCUGCUCAAAACCCAGGCUUCCUGUCUCACAAUGAAGGCUCCGAUCCCCUCGCCUCAUUCAGUCACCCUCCUCCUCACCUACUCUGCCGCAGCCACUGUGGCAUUCCGAGUCUUUACAGCUUUCCGGGCACUUUCACACGUGUUCUUCCCUCUUUAAACCUCUUCCUCCAGACACCUGCCUCGCUCAUUCCCUCUGCUCGUUCAGGACUUCACAGAUCACUUCUGUGCUGUCUUCCCUGAUUAUUUUAUUUUAUUUUUUUAAAUGCUCCAUAACUUCGGAGUCUUUGCCCUUGCUGGGCCCUCUCCCUGGGAUGCUCUUCCCAUGUGUGGCUCCACGGUUAUCUUCUAAAGGUCUUCCUUGUGUGAAUUAGAUCCUCCUCUGACUGCCAGCGACACAACGAGGACGGCUUGCCCUCCCAGCACUCUAGGCAAGAUUCCAUUUGCUAAGUUUGAAUCUUUCAAGUAGGGCCCCAGUAAGGGUCCUUCCCCACUCCACACACGCCGCCUGCUCCCCCCAACCCCGGUGUCCUUCAAGUCAAUUGAAGGAGACCGAGUGCCGUUCAGAAGCAAAGGGAAGCUUCCUUCCUUGAUGUAACAACAGACAGGUGCCAGCUCCCGGUCCAGAGCCUGACUGUGCUUAUUCGACAUUGCAGCCCCGCUCUCCGUACCCAGAGCGCUCGCCUCUGCUUGCGCUUCCUGUAAAGGGCUCAGAAUGAACUAGCAUACUAUAAUUUAAUUGUUUAUCUUUUAAUUGUUUUAUCUUUUAAUUGUUUAUCUUUUAUCCCUUGAGCAGUUAUCUAGUCCCUUGAGCAGUAUCUAGUACGGAGUUGGUACUCAAUAAAUAUCUGUUCAGUGAAAGGCAAAAUGAAUGGCAAGUUCUCUGUAUUUUAUGCGCCUUUACGGUAGCUUUUUGCCAAAAUGAGUGGCCAGUUCUCUGUAUUUUAUGCACCUUUAGGUAGCUUCACUGGUGAUGACUCCCUCCUUGAAACUUUUCUCUAGGCUUCCGUGACCCUGAACUCAUGCGAUUUUCUACUUACCUCAUUGGUCACUUCUGUGGUUCUUGAAUACUUUUCGUCUCUCAGAUGACUAAUUGUUGGAGGGCCUCGGGACUCUCUGCCCUUAACGGUAUUCUCCAGCUACACGUUUUUCCCAGGAAAUCUCAUUCAGCACCAUAGCUUCAAACACUAUCUAUGUGCUGAUGACUCACAGUGUUUUAUCUCUAGCCCAGAUGUCUCCCUUACAUUCCAGACGUAUCUCUCCACCUCCUAGCCUCACCCGUUGGCUGUCUAAUAGGCAUCUGAAACGUACCUUGGCCCAAAACAGUGCCACUGAUUUUUCUUCUGUAUGAGCCAUUAUCUGCCCCCUCUCAGCCCCAAACAUUUUCUGAAUGAGUAUGCCAAACCUCUUUGAGACAGACCUCUGUCUUGUUCACUACAACCAAGAAAAAUGCCUGACACAUUGUAAGCACUUCGUAAAUAUGUGUUUUCUGGGUUCUUGGUGAAGGUUCCUCUACUGGGGAAAAAUAGCUUUGGUCACUUCUGCUUAACCUCUUUUUCUUAAGAUGGAGCUAAUGAAAGAGAUAAAGUAUGUGAAGGAACAAACCGCAGGGCUUGACCCAUAGUAGUUAUUCAAUAAAUAUUAAUUACCUUCCUUUCUAUAAGUCCCAUUUAAUCCUCCUGAGAGGGUUUCGAAGUAUUAUCCCAUUUUUUUAGAUGAGGAAAUUAAGCUCAGAUAGGAAUAAUAUGUAGAAUUUAAGAGAAAGGAUGUAAACUGCUUACCACAGUGCCUAUCAUAUACUAGAAGUGCAUUCAAACUAUAAAGUUCCUUUCCUAAACACCCCUCACUUAGCUACCCUCGCGGUAAUUGUAAUGCAGGUAAGUCAUUUAAGCUGUGCUGUAGUACAGCCUGUCUCCGACUGUAUUUUUUUUUUUUUUUACUACUAUACACACCGAAAAGAUGAGCAAAACCUGAUUUAGAGGUGGGGGGGACAGGUAGCUGGUGGAAGUCUGUAUCUCCUAGUUAGUUGUUGUUGUUAAAGAAGAAUAUGAUCCCUAUAAUGUGAUUGUUAGAAGCUGAGGUCCAAAGGUGAUACACAUACUGCUCAGGGAGGGCUUAUUCUCAGCGUCUGGCACAUGCGUGUUCAGUGAAUAUUUGUGGAAGGGAGCAAUAGACAUUCUUUGCAUGCCCUUAUGACUGUUUUUCUCUCAAUUAUCCCCACUUCUUUAAAUAAGGAGGGGAAAGGUGGGUUAUGAAUGAAAGAUUAAACUGGUAAGAGAUCUAAAUCAAACACUUUUAUUUCAUUAAGUGCAGGACAUUCCAUUCACUCCCAGAUUGAAUAAGGAAUUAACAUUUCAGUCAAGAGUAUAUUAUUCGUUUCUCAAAUGAUUUUAGAGCCUUCUGGUCCAACCCAGCUCUCUUUUGUGAGAAGCAACUCAAAAUACUAUAGUUCCCCAAAGAAUGUCCCAAACAAUCAGAACAGUAAAGUCAUAACCUUAAGGAGAGUUUCAUCUUA